GCUGCCGGGCGCCGCAGGCCUCCCCUUCCCCCGCCUUCCGCGCCCGCGCCCGCCCCCUCGGCCGCCCCGCUCCCGGGCGUGACUCGGCACUGAGAGCCCCGGAGAGCCGCCGCGGUCGCCGCCGCCUGCGCCCGGGCCUCGGCCUUCCGGAGCGUCGCCCUCGCCCCCGCCCCCUCCCGGGCCUUCGCCUUCACUUCGGAAGCCGGUGGCGUCGCGGCCGCCCUGCCGGGCCGAGAAUGGUGGGCGUGAAGCCGGUCGGGAGCGACCCGGACUUCCAGCCGGAGCUGAGCGGCGCGGGCUCCAGACUCGCCGUGGUCAAGUUCACCAUGCGCGGGUGUGGACCAUGUUUAAGGAUUGCCCCAGCAUUCAGUUCUAUGAGUAAUAAGUAUCCACAGGCAGUUUUCUUGGAAGUAGAUGUACAUCAGUGUCAGGGAACAGCUGCCACCAACAAUAUAUCAGCAACACCUACAUUUCUGUUUUUUCGAAACAAAGUGAGAAUUGAUCAAUAUCAAGGAGCAGAUGCUGUUGGAUUAGAAGAAAAAAUCAAGCAGCACUUAGAAAAUGACCCUGGAAGCAAUGAGGACACAGAUAUUCCCAAAGGCUAUAUGGAUUUAAUGCCUUUUAUUAACAAAGCUGGCUGUGAAUGCCUUAAUGAAAGUGAUGAGCAUGGAUUUGACAACUGUUUACGAAAAGAUAUGACCUUCUUGGAAUCUGAUUGUGAUGAACAGCUACUUAUUACUGUGGCAUUUAAUCAGCCUGUUAAGCUUUAUUCAAUGAAAUUUCAAGGGCCUGAUAAUGGUCAGGGUCCUAAAUAUGUAAAAAUUUUUAUCAAUCUACCCCGAUCUAUGGAUUUUGAAGAAGCGGAAAGAAGUGAACCAACUCAAGCUCUGGAACUAACAGAGGAUGAUAUUAAAGAAGAUGGCAUUGUCCCACUUCGUUAUGUUAAGUUUCAGAAUGUUAACAGUGUAACUAUAUUUGUUCAGUCCAAUCAAGGUGAAGAAGAAACAACAAGAAUUUCAUAUUUUACUUUUAUUGGUACUCCAGUCCAGGCAACCAAUAUGAAUGACUUCAAACGACUUUUUUAAUGCAACUCAAAUGAACUAAAAACAGAAGAUUUUUUAAAAUGAAGUAAUAUAAAGAUUGACCUUAUCUCACUCUACUCCCCUCCUUGCUUCUAUGCUCAUCUAGCACCUGUCUGCUCUCACCCUUCCCAUGUUCUCGCCAUUGUUGGUGCAAGAUGUCUCCAGCUUCUAUCAUCUGGAUCAGCCUUGUUACCUAGAUUUCCUCAACCAUCUCUUUCUUCAGAUCUUAUUCUAGCUGUGUGUCUCAGUUGGCAUUUUGUUUUGGUUUGCUUUUUAUUUUGGGCUUGCAACUAGGUGCUUUAAUUUCAUUAUCAGACCAUGUUGCUCCCUGACUUUUAUUUUCUUACUUUCUCCUAUCUCAUGUUUCAUUUUUGGUACUGUAUUUUGAGAAAUCAUAUUGCAAUAAAAUGUUGUAAAUGCUUUUAGACUUAA
Messenger RNA from Nyctereutes procyonoides (raccoon dog), 1514 nucleotides. RefSeq names its product thioredoxin-like protein 1. The record is from RefSeq and is a predicted model, not a curated record. Lineage: Eukaryota; Metazoa; Chordata; Mammalia; Carnivora; Canidae. Bases 237 to 1085 code for a protein of 282 amino acids. The transcript is spliced from 8 exons.